This is a messenger RNA of Scheffersomyces coipomensis, 2012 nucleotides long. RefSeq names its product Uga2p (gene UGA2). Gene Ontology annotation, molecular function: succinate-semialdehyde dehydrogenase (NAD+) activity. The transcript has a single exon. The record is from RefSeq and is a predicted model, not a curated record. Gene Ontology annotation, biological process: GABA catabolic process. NCBI's taxonomy places the organism in Eukaryota, Fungi, Ascomycota, Pichiomycetes, Serinales, Debaryomycetaceae. Gene Ontology annotation, cellular component: cytoplasm. The coding region runs from base 134 to 1675 and encodes 513 amino acids.
CCCAUUCUCUAUCUUGCUCACAGAAUUCCGUGAUAGUUAUUGUUCUCAGUACUGAAAAAAAAGCAAAUGGUAAAUACAUAAUACUAUCUUGAAUCAUAUAUAUAUACUAAACCACAGCAAAUUUUCAUUCAAAAUGCUUCUACGUGGUUCUAUAACCAAUAUACGUCGAUUCACUAUGGUUUCGUCAAAAUCAAUUCUUUCCCAAUUCAAUAAUAAAGAUUUACUCCAGACUAAAUCAUAUGUCAAUGGUAAAUGGGAAAAAAGUGGGGAUAACAAAACUUUUACAGUGAAAAAUCCAGCAUUGGCAGGUAAUGAUGGGGAAUUGAUAGCUGAAGUGAUAUCUGCCACUAGUGAAGAUUUCAAUAAUGCAGUUACAAUUGCUACUACUGCUUUUAAGGACUUUAAAAAGACCACUCCCAGAUAUAGAUCAGAUUUACUCCGUAAAUUAUAUGAUUUACUUAUUGAAAAUCAACAAGAUUUAGCUAAGAUAAUUGUACUUGAAAAUGGUAAGCCUUUAGCUGAUGCUUUAGGAGAAGUUAAAUAUGGGGCAUCUUUCUGUCAAUGGUUUGCUGAAGAAGCUCCAAGAAUUCAUGGAGAUAUCAUUCCUUCCGGUAUUCCAGGAAGUAGAAUCUUAUCUAUAAAACAACCUGUCGGAGUAUGUGGAAUUUUAACUCCAUGGAAUUUUCCCCUUGCUAUGAUCACUAGAAAGUUAGCAGCUGCCAUUGCUGCUGGUUGUACGGCUGUUAUUAAACCACCCCCUGAAACUCCAUUAGCAUCAUUAGCAUUGGCUCAUUUGAUUCAAGAAGCAGGCUUCCCACCAGGUGUAGUUAAUAUCUUACCUACAGACCGUACCCCUGAAAUUGGGAAAUUAAUGUGUGAACAUCCACUUAUUAAUAAAAUUUCAUUCACUGGUUCAACUGGAGUUGGUAAAUUAUUGAUGAAUCAAUCUUCUUCAACUCUUAAAAAAUUAAGUUUUGAAUUAGGUGGGAACGCACCAUUUAUCGUGUUUGCAGAUGCUGAUAUUGAUAAAGCUGUUGAAGGGGCAUUUGCUGCUAAAUUCAGAUCAAGUGGUCAAACUUGUGUUUGUGCUAAUAGAUUUUAUAUUCAUGAAUCAGUUUAUGAUGAAUUUGUGGAAAAUUUUGUUGCAAAAGUUAAGAAAGUAGUUAAAUUAGGUAAUGGUUUAGACCCAGAAACUACUCAUGGUCCAUUAAUUCACGGAAGAUCCUUAAAAAAGGUACAAGAUCAUGUUAAGGAUGCUGUUUCUAAAGGGGCAACUGUUUUAACUGGUGGUGAAGCUCGUCCUGAUAUUGGACAAUAUUUCCAUGAAUUAACUGUUCUUGGAGGAGUGACUCAAGAUAUGCAUAUUGCAAAUGAGGAAACCUUUGGUCCAGUUGCAGGAUUGAUCAAAUACAAGAAUGACGAUGAACUCAUUCAAUUUGUCAAUGAUACUUCUGUUGGUUUAGCAGGAUAUUUCUAUACCAAAGAUAUUAGUAACUUAUUUAAAUUCGCUGAAGAAAUAAACGUUGGUAUGUUGGGUGUUAAUACUGGUCUUAUUUCGGAAGCUGCUUUACCAUUUGGAGGAAUCAAGGAAUCCGGUUUCGGUAGAGAAGGUUCAAAAUAUGGUAUGGAUGAAUAUAUGACUAUUAAAAGUGUUGUUAUUGGAGGCAAUGCAUGAAAAUAUUACAAUGUUAUGAGUAACUUUUUUUCUUAUAUAUAAAAAUACAGAUUUAUAAACAAUAUACAUUCUAUUUAUGAUUCGUUAAAAGUUUGAGAAACGGCAAGUGCUUCAGUGACUAUAUCUUGAGAUUCAGUAGCUUCUGUGAUGGUUGUCUCCUGCUCUGUAGUUGGAUGUAUGGUUGAUGUUUGAGUGUCUGGUUCAGCGACUGGCUCAUUAAAUGGCGCUGCGACUGGCACCACUACUGGUUCGACAACUGGCUCUAUGAUUGUUUCAACAACUGUUUCAACAACUGUUUCGGCAAUUGGUUCAACUACUGGCUCGACGGUUGGCUCAC